This is a messenger RNA of Chelmon rostratus (copperband butterflyfish), 2998 nucleotides long. RefSeq names its product glutamate receptor, ionotropic, N-methyl D-aspartate-associated protein 1a (glutamate binding) (gene grinaa). The transcript has 7 exons. Gene Ontology annotation, cellular component: endoplasmic reticulum; membrane; Golgi apparatus. The record is from RefSeq and is a predicted model, not a curated record. The coding region runs from base 164 to 1207 and encodes 347 amino acids. Gene Ontology annotation, biological process: negative regulation of apoptotic signaling pathway. NCBI's taxonomy places the organism in Eukaryota, Metazoa, Chordata, Actinopteri, Chaetodontiformes, Chaetodontidae.
CAGCACGUGACGACGUCGUGUGGUGUCGUAAGCAGCUCUCGACCCAGUUGUUCAGUCUGAGUCCGGAGCCGGAGGAGGAGGAGGGAAAGUUUGUGACGGCAGCUACGCUGAGGUAAACACGUUAACGAUUGUUCUAGCAGCAGAGUGAACCUUUUCCCACACCAUGUCCCAGGACAAGAGUGGAUACCCUGUUAUGGGAGAGACCAACCCACUUCAUAACAAUGUCUAUGGACCCCCACAGCCAGGUUUCGGCAUGCCCCCUCCCAACUACAGCCAAGCCCCAGGGGGACCGUACCCACCAGCAGCCGGCUACGGACAGCCGGGUUUCCCCCAGGCGGGCCCCGGGUUUGCCCCUGGUCCCUACCCACAGAUGCCUUACCCUCAGAUGCCCUACCCACAGGGACCCUAUCCUCAGGGGCCUUAUCAGCAAGGACUCGCACAGCCAGGCUUUCCCGGCGACCCCACAGUACCUGCCGGCAGCCCUGGUUACCAUGGUGAUGGGCCUCCAUCUUACUAUGACAAUGAGGAGUUCACCAACUCUGGCUUUGAGGACAAGACCAUCCGACAAGCCUUCAUCAGAAAAGUGUUCAUGGUUCUCACAGUGCAGCUGCUGGUCACUUUCUCCUUUGUUGCUGUCUUCACCUUUGUCGAUGAUGCCAAGUAUUUUGUGCGACGUAAUCCAUGGACAUACUAUGUGUCCUAUGCAGUCUUCUUUGUGGCUCUGAUCGUCCUCAGCUGCUGUGGAGACUUCCGCCGCAAGCACCCCUGGAACUUGGUUGCACUGUCAAUCCUGACCCUGAGCCUCUCCUACAUGGUGGGCAUGAUCGCCAGCUUCUAUGACACAGAGACAGUCAUCAUGGCCGUGGGAAUCACUGCGGUGGUCUGCUUCACUGUCGUCCUCUUCUCGCUACAGAGCAAGUAUGACUUCACUUCCUGUCGGGGCGUGCUGUUUGUGUGCCUCAUCGUGCUGUUGCUGUUCUCCAUCCUCUGCAUCUUCAUCCGCCACAGGAUCCUGCACAUCGUCUAUGCCUCACUGGGAGCCCUGCUCUUCACCUGCUUUUUGGCUGUGGACACUCAGCUUCUCCUGGGAAACAAGAAGCUGGCCCUGAGUCCAGAGGAGUACAUUUUUGCCGCCCUCAACCUCUACACUGACAUCAUCAACAUUUUCCUCUACAUUCUGGCUAUUGUGGGACGCUCCCGCGAAUGAGGCUGCACCUUAAACACAAGCGGGAGAUAGAGAAUUCCUCCCUUAAUUGUGAAAUGUUGCUAACAUACCAUUUUUUUCCUCUAAUUCCUUUAAUUUUUUCUCCACUUUUUUCCAUGAUACUCGUUUCCUCUCUCAUCACACACACCAGUCUGUUUUUUAAACAGGUAUUUGGGUUGUCGAGGAGAUGCAGCCUCUCAGCACCAUGAAAUGCAGCUGAGAGAUACACUAUUUAUUUAACACAAACUUUCCAUUAAUUACAGAAAGUAAUGUCUUUUCCUCAAUUUGAGCACUCUGCUUGCUGUAACUGUCCUCUGCUUCUACUAACACAGAUGACUUCAUAAUGUCUACAUUACUGACCACCCAACUUCCAGUUUGGCUCGGCACAUGCAGUAUAAAACAUGUUAUCCUGUGGGUGCUUGGCACUCAGCCUUGCCUUGCUGCAGAGAUUAAACACCAAAAGAGCGGGGAAGGUCUCAGUAGCGCUUAAUAUUGAUGUAAACCAGCUUUGCCUGAAGAGAAGAAGAUGCUAGAAAUACCCACCGCCUUCAAUCUGUAUGUUUUCCCAAACUUAUCUCUCCCUUUCAGCCUGCUGGUGUAAAGUAACUCUGCAUGGCAACAUUGGAAACACGAGUAAAGAUGUGAUAUGAUUCUUUAGAACUACUGGAGGAAUACCUCUAGCUUGCUUCUCACAGCUGUAAAUAGUUAAGUGUAUUACUGUAUAUGAUGCCAAUAUAUCCCUGAUCCCUGAAAGGCAUGCUGGAGUGAUCGUAUGGAUGUGUAGCUUUUUGGAAAAAAUAUGCUCUGAUAUCAGAGCUUCGCUUACCCAGGACAGUAAUUAAAAUCUUUUAAUGGCAAAAGAAUGAAGAUCAAUGUUGGAUGUGACAAACAUGAACAUAAAUAAAUAUUUAUAAAUAAUAUAUUCUAACAGAAUAUCUUUUAGAGAGGAAGAAACAUUUUGUUCUAAAAUUAUUCCUCUGAUUCCAAAACUGAGCUGUCUCUUACCUUUUCCUUUUUUUUUUCUUUACUGUCCUCAUUAAUUUCCUCUCAUCUGGUCAUCAGUGUAAAGUGAGGGUUUAGUGCUGUAUUUAUUUUUCUCAUAACAAUCAAUGUGAAAUGAAGCUGGAAUGUAAUGUUGGAAGUUGUGAUCACUUUUAGACCAAGCGGAUCCAAGUUUCAAUUCUUCUGAAUUGAUGGACGCCAGACUUGAAGGAAAUAAUACUUAUAACAUGUAUUUAUUGAGCUUUAUGUUAAUAACAGGAUUGCUUUGAAGUGGCUAUAAGCUGUUGUUGACGAAUACAAACUCAGACUGUUGUUUGGAGAUUACAAAUACUUUAUUAUUUAAGUUGACUGAAACCAUGACAUACUGGUUGCACUCUAGCUCAACAAUGUGAAACAGGCAAAAGGAACCAACAUGCAGUGGAAGCAAGAAUCCUUCUACACAUAAACACACAAUUUGAAUGAUAUGUUUAACAUGAACAGCAUUUUUUAUUGUGUAACUUCUGUUUUUAUUUUUCACCUCUUGCAUGACACACUCCAUCAUUUGCAUGUGCUGAUAAUGCACACUGUACAGGUAGUCCUGUUCUGGAGAGACACAGUGUUGUUUGGCAGCCCUGUUAGACUUUUUUUUUAAACUCUUGUGUUUGUAUCUAACUAACGUGUAUGUGUGUAUAUAGAACUCCUUAGUGGUUUGAUGUGUAUAGAUAAAGUAAUUUUGGGGCUUUGUAGGUCUGUUUGCAUUGUAUAUUUGCAUUAAAUCAAAGUGGAACCACAUUACACUGCUGUUCGCUUUUC